Molecule: messenger RNA, 1463 nt
Organism: Bolinopsis microptera
Lineage: Eukaryota; Metazoa; Ctenophora; Tentaculata; Lobata; Bolinopsidae
Product: ras-related protein Rab-2A-like
Exons: 6
Coding region: 42-677 (211 amino acids)
Biological process (GO): translation; vesicle-mediated transport
Cellular component (GO): ribosome; Golgi apparatus; cytosolic large ribosomal subunit
Molecular function (GO): RNA binding; GTP binding; structural constituent of ribosome
Source: RefSeq, a predicted model, not a curated record
UUUCAACACUACUAUAUAACAAAUAAUUUGAGCAACCAAGAAUGGCGUAUGCGUAUCUUUUCAAGUACAUUAUCAUUGGGGAUACCGGGGUUGGGAAAUCGUGUCUUUUACUGCAGUUUACGGACAAGAGGUUUCAGCCAGUUCACGAUCUGACGAUAGGUGUUGAGUUUGGAGCUAGGAUGGUUUCUAUCGAGGGUAAGCAGAUAAAGCUCCAGAUAUGGGAUACCGCUGGUCAGGAGAGUUUCCGGAGUAUUACCAGGUCCUACUACAGAGGAGCAGCAGGAGCACUGCUGGUGUACGAUAUCACCAGAAGAGACACAUUCGACCACCUGGCAAGUUGGCUGGAAGAUGCCAGGCAGCACAGUUCAAGUAACAUGGUCAUCAUGCUCAUUGGCAACAAAUCUGAUCUUGAGUCAUCUCGGCAGGUAUCAAAGGAAGAGGGAGAACAAUUUGCUAAAGAACACGGAUUGAUAUUCAUGGAAACAAGUGCUAAAACAGCUGAUAACGUCGAGGAAGCCUUUAUUGGGACCGCUCAGCAGAUUAACGAAAUGAUUAAGAAAGGAGUGUUCGAUGUGAGUAACGAGGCUAACGGAAUAAAGAUAGGACCACAGAACCCAAAUGCUGGUUCCUCAAUGAACCCUAACAACGGACAACAGGGCGGGGGCAUGUGCUGCUAGAAACAUUUCUGUUUUAAUAAUUUAAUUGAUGAGUAAUGAUACAGCCGGACUGUAUAUUAUCAGUGUGUCUACUACAGCUUGUCCAGUUAAAUUCCACUAAAAAUUAUUUGCAGUUUAAUUAAAUUUCACAUGAGUUAAAUUUCACAUUUGAUAUUAAAGAGGCAUCGAAAGAAAUUGUAAAUCCCUCUGAUGGCUUCUUAAUUUUCACUAACAGUUUAAAAAUCAAUAAAUCCCCCUAGUUAUCUGAUACAUGUAUCUUUUAUCGUUAAAAUAUCCGUUUCUUCUGCCCCUAGGUGAGAUUAGUGUCCCACGCCUUGUCGUAGAGAACUUAAAAACAAUGGAAUGUCGAUUUUGUUUAAAAAAGGAAUGAAGUAUUUAGAGUAAGGAUUGUCUAAUUUACGAGCUAAAGAAUAUUUAAAUUAUUUUGUUUUAUCGAGUAGUUGUUUACCGCGAGGAUUGUGCAAACAUGCAACAUUACUGUGCUUAUCAAUGGGAACUUUUAAUUGACGUCCUGUGUUUUUAGUUCUUAUAAUAGUUGUAUUUUGACCACAUUUGCGGAGUGGAUACUGGACUAACAAAUGUAUUUUCCUCUUUUUGCUUUUGUUCAAUUCAGAAAAUUUUGGAAUCAAACUUUAAAUGCAUUAUUUGAGGGUAUUUAAAUUACGUGAUAAUAUCUGUUGACUAUUGUGAUACUGCUCAGUCAAAAGGUUGCUUGAAUACUUGGAAAGUCGUGAUGAAAUUUAAUUUGAAUAUGUAAAUAUCGAUAUUGAUUAAACUAUAAAUGAA